CUGCGCAACGCCCCGCGCUGCUGGGACGUCAUCCAGCCCCUGCUCUGCGCCGUCUACAUGCCCAAGUGCGAGGACGGCCAGGUGGAGCUGCCCAGCCAGACCCUCUGCCAGGCCACCCGGGCGCCCUGCACCAUCGUGGAACGCGAGCGCGGCUGGCCCGACUUCCUCAAGUGCACGCCCGACCGAUUCCCCGAGGGAUGCCCGAACGAGGUGCAGAACAUCAAGUUCAACAGCUCGGGGCAGUGCGAGGCGCCGCUGGUGCGGACGGACAACCCCAAGAGCUGGUACGAGGAUGUGGAGGGUUGCGGCAUCCAGUGCCAGAACCCGCUCUUCACCGAGAAGGAGCACCGCGAGAUGCACGUCUACAUCGCCGCCUUCAGCUCCGUCACCAUCUUCUGCACCUUCUUCACCCUGGCCACCUUCGUCGCCGACUGGAGGAACUCCAACCGCUACCCCGCCGUCAUCCUCUUCUACGUCAACGCCUGCUUCUUCGUGGGCAGCAUCGGCUGGUUGGCGCAGUUCAUGGACGGCGCCCGCGACGAGAUCGUGUGCCGGGCCGACGGCACCAUGCGGCUGGGGGAACCCACCUCCAACGAGACGCUCUCCUGCGUCAUCAUCUUCGUCAUCGUCUACUACUCGCUGAUGUCGGGCGUCAUCUGGUUCGUCAUGCUGACCUACGCCUGGCACACCUCCUUCAAGGCGCUGGGCACCACCUACCAGCCGCUGCUGGGCAAGACCUCCUACUUCCACCUCAUCACCUGGUCCAUCCCCUUCGUCCUCACCGUGGCCAUCCUGGCCGUGGCGCAGGUGGAUGGUGACUCUGUCAGUGGCAUCUGCUUCGUGGGGUACAAGAACUACCGCUACCGGGCUGGCUUCGUCCUGGCGCCCAUCGGGCUCGUCCUCAUCGUGGGGGGCUAUUUCCUCAUCCGGGGUAGGUGCCAGCUCGCCCCGGUGCGGGGACAGGAGCACCGUGGGUGUCCCCUCACCCUGACCAUCUCGUCCCUCCACUGCAGGGGUGAUGACGCUCUUAAUUUGAGCAUCUUCGGCUUCUUGGCCUUCGGCUUUGUCUUCAUCACUUUCGGCUGCCACUUCUAUGACUUCUUCAACCAGGCGGAGUGGGAGCGCAGCUUUCGGGAAUACGUCCUGUGCGAGGCCAACGUGACCAUCGCCACGCAGACCAACAAGCCCAUCCCGGACUGCGAGAUCAAGAACCGGCCGAGCCUGUUGGUGGAAAAGAUCAACCUUUUUGCCAUGUUCGGCACCGGCGUCUCCAUGAGCACUUGGGUCUGGACCAAGGCCACCCUGCUCAUCUGGAAGCGCACCUGGUGCAGGCUGACGGGGCAGAGCGAUGACCAGCCCAAGAGGAUCAAGAAGAGCAAGAUGAUCGCGAAGGCCUUCUCCAAGCGCAAGGAGCUGCUGCGUGACCCGGGCCAGGAGUUGUCCUUCAGCAUGCACACUGUCUCGCACGACGGCCCCGUGGCCGGUUUAGCGUUCGACAUCAACGAGCCAUCAGCUGACGUGUCCUCGGCGUGGGCACAGCACGUCACCAAGAUGGUGGCCAGGAGAGGAGCUAUCCUGCCCCAGGACAUCUCUGUGACGCCCGUGGCGACGCCUGUGCCGCCGGAGGAGAGGGCCAACCUCUGGGUGGUGGAGGCCGACGUCUCCCCCGAACUGCAGAAACGCAGCGGCCGCAAGAAGAAGCGGAGGAAGAAGAAGAAGGAGGUGUGCCCGAGCCCAGAGCGCUGCCUGGGGGGUCCCGCAGCCCCCCCGGCCCCCAGCAGCGCCGUCCCUCGCCUGCCCCGGCUGCCCCCCCAGCCCUGCCUGGUUGCCUUCGCUCCCGAUGUCCUCCCGGGGCUCCCGCCAGGCCAGCCCGAAGCCGCCUUCGCCGGGGGGCCGUGGGACGGCCGCCGCAGAGCCAACGUCUUCCACCUCAUCAGCAACCCCUUCUGCCCCGAGAUUGGGUCCCUGGAGGAGGAGAGCCCCGGCCCCAGCAGCGGGCGCCGGCAGCACAACGGGGGUCCGCUCUGGCCCCCUGACACCCUGCCCCGCGGCGGGGGGCCGAGGACUCAGGGCCGACGAGCCGGCUUGGCUCCCAUCCACUCUCGGACCAACCUGGUGGAUGCGGAGCUGCUGGAUGCCGAUGCGGACUUUUGA
Molecule: messenger RNA, 2154 nt
Organism: Nipponia nippon (crested ibis)
Lineage: Eukaryota; Metazoa; Chordata; Aves; Pelecaniformes; Threskiornithidae
Source: RefSeq, a predicted model, not a curated record